CACCACCUGAUCAAUAUGUGCCAACAUGGAGAAAAGGCAGCUGAAGCAGUUCUUACUGGCUAUACAGAAAACAUCAUCGCCUUCCACAUGAAAAACAUCUCCAACAACAAGGACAAAGCCCACCUCCUCUUGAACAAUACAGCAAAUGUCCUGCGAAAUGACUCCAAGCCUCCCCAGCAACCUCCGUCUCACACCCAAGAUCAGAGCCACCAGCCUGGAUCCAAGCCAUCCUUACCUGGCAUGGCAGAGCCUGCCCCACCGCAGCCUUCGAAUCAAGGGAGCCAAUCUGGUGUUCUUCCGCAGGAAGGCUCAUCCUCUACAGGCAUGGAAUCCAAAAAUAUUCCCGGCAGUAGCCCCAGUAACACUACACCCCCAGCUGACCAGGCCCCUGUCACCCAAGCAGAGGCAGGCCUCAACCCCCCAACGUCAGGUGAAAGUGGACAGGGUGGAGGAUCUGGUGGAGCAGGUCUGACACCCCAACAACAGCAGCAGCAGCAGCAGCUGGCCCAGGAGCUGUUGAACAUGGAGGCCAACACAGAGGGUCUUUCACAAGAACAGUUAGAACAUCGGCAGCGCUCGCUGCAGACCUUGCGAGAUAUUCAGCGUAUGCUCUUCCCUGAUGACCGUGAUGCCCCGCCAACUGGCCCGCCACAGUCCCAUGGUGGACCCCAUGAUGGAGGCCCUGAUGCUGCACCCCGGAGGCCUGAGCAGGGCCCCUUACAGGCUAUGAUGGCACAGUCUCAGAGCCUUGGACCACCAAGUGGGCCAGGAGUACCUCGUCCACAAGGUCCACCUUUUGGCCCACCCCAUGGUCCGAGGGACAUGCCCCCCUUUCCACAAGACGAAAUGGGUCCGCACAUGGGAGGUCCAGGUGGAUGUGGAGAUGGAGACCAGAUGACCCCAGAACAGGUGGCGUGGUUGAAGCUGCAGCAGGAAUUUUAUGAAGAGAAGAGGAAGAAACAAGAAAUGCAACACCGGCCACUUGCUCCAGAUAUGAUGAUGCACCCCCAUGGUCCACGUGGCAUGAUGCGAGGACCCCCACCUCCUUACCAGAUGGGCCCAGGAGAGAUAUGGGGAGGACCUGGUGGGCCGCCAGAUCACUAUCCAGAGCGCAUGAGCAUGGGUCCUGGUCCCAGGGGUAUGCCCCCACAUAUGCAGAGAAUGCCUGGUUUCUCUGGUAUGAUGAAUCCUGAGAUGGAGGGCCCCCCGAGGCCUGGAAUGGGGUGGCCUGAUGAUAUGCCUCCUCGUAUGGGAGAAGCACGGGGUUUCCCUGGAGGACCUGGGGGAAUGUUUGCUGGUCCAGGAGCUCGUGGUGAGCGUUUCCCAAACCCUCAGUCAGUCCAAGAGGCAAUGUUUCACCAAGGAAUGGGUGGAGACAAGGGUCUCCCUCCUGGGAUGAUGAUGGACAUGCAAAGGAUGAUGGGACACCAAAGAAGUGGAAUGGAACCAGGUAAUGGCAUGGGUAUGUUUCCCAGAAUGCCUGGCGAUGGUCCUAUGAGUCCAUCGUCUAGGCUCCCAGGAAUGGGGGGCCGAGAAAUGGGGCCCGUGUUUGGCAUGGGGCCUGGCCCUGGGCCAGGACCUCAUAUGCACCCUUCCAAACUACGAGAUCCCCCCAUGAAUCUGAGUCCUGAUGAGAUGAUGAGAAUGAGAGGAGGUGGAGGGCCAAUGGAGAACAUGGGUCCACAAGGAAGGCCCAUGCAGGGUCCUUCCUUCCCAUGUUAGGUGGCGGCUCACCUAACAUGAU
Archocentrus centrarchus (flier cichlid) is the source of this 1744-nucleotide messenger RNA. RefSeq names its product B-cell CLL/lymphoma 9 protein-like. Gene Ontology annotation, biological process: canonical Wnt signaling pathway; positive regulation of transcription by RNA polymerase II. Gene Ontology annotation, molecular function: transcription coactivator activity; beta-catenin binding. NCBI's taxonomy places the organism in Eukaryota, Metazoa, Chordata, Actinopteri, Cichliformes, Cichlidae. The record is from RefSeq and is a predicted model, not a curated record. Gene Ontology annotation, cellular component: beta-catenin-TCF complex. The transcript is spliced from 3 exons. The coding region runs from base 16 to 1722 and encodes 568 amino acids.